Messenger RNA from Photinus pyralis (common eastern firefly), 455 nucleotides. RefSeq lists its product as uncharacterized. NCBI's taxonomy places the organism in Eukaryota, Metazoa, Arthropoda, Insecta, Coleoptera, Lampyridae. The transcript is spliced from 2 exons. Bases 45 to 386 code for a protein of 113 amino acids. The record is from RefSeq and is a predicted model, not a curated record.
AUCAAAAGUUCUUUCAAAAUUAUUUCCACUUAGCUCUCGCCAAGAUGAAAACAUUCGUUGCAGCGGUCCUCCUCCUUCAAGUCUUCUUCGGACAGGGAAGAUCUGACGUGGUCGAAAAUCAUAGGGAUUUUGCGAUGGCGCAAAUUGCACGCUGCAUUGAGGAAACGGACGUUAACCUGAACGAGCUCGUAAAGGCGAUUCAAGAUAGCAAUACGGAACACAGUGCCGUCGAAGAGUUCACCACCUGCUUUGAGGACGCAAUGAAACCGGUAGAAAGCGACUUCGAACAAUUCUGCAGGGAAACUAACCAAAAUGGUAACUUGGCACAGCUGAUUCUAUGCUACAGUAAUAUUCUGAUUGACUACCUUAAGGAUUUCAUUGCGUAAAUUAGUAAUGUACUCGUCUGGAGUGCUUUGGUUUAAUUGACUGAGUCUAUAAUAUAAACUUUUACUUCC